Molecule: messenger RNA, 2984 nt
Organism: Planococcus citri (citrus mealybug)
Lineage: Eukaryota; Metazoa; Arthropoda; Insecta; Hemiptera; Pseudococcidae
Exons: 2
Coding region: 361-1953 (530 amino acids)
Source: RefSeq, a predicted model, not a curated record
CUUAUUUUAUUUUCGUUCUUUUCUAAUUUUUUUUACUUAAACAAAUGGAAACAUUUUGAACCGAAAAAAUUCUCGCUCAAGUAAAUUUAAAGCCUCCUCCUUUAAAUGAAACAGCUGCUUUCCAAUCGCCCUGUUAUUUGAGGGGUUUGGAAAAUUGGAUAAACUCGUCGGUAAAACGGGGAAUAAUCAUGGAAUUUCAUUUCUUUUAAAAAGUGAACACUGUGAAGGAUUUUAUCAACUUUUAAUAUUCGUAUUCAUCAUUUCUUACGGGAUUUUUGCUUUUUAUCAAGUCAUUGUAUCGUGUUUUGGAAUACAUUGGUAUCGAAGCUGUUCAUUUCGAAGGAGAAAUAGAAGGUUCAAAUGGAAGUUGAACAACACCAAGAACUAGAAGUGACCGAAGUCACCUCAAAAGUGUACGAUAUUAUCCAUCCGACUCCGGUUUCGCUGAAACAACUAUCAGCAAUCACCAUUAGUCUAGAAAUAUGGCGACGUAAAGUGAAUGAAUAUCGCACAGGUAGAAAAUUGGAGAAAUUUGACCCAUGCAGGCUGCGAAAAGAAACUACCUGGAUGAAAACUAUGCUUCCUGAUUUACCGUCCACGAUUUACAAGACGAUCGAAGAAGUUGUCUCAAGAUUUGGGCAUUCGAUGAAAAUUUGGCGAAUUGAGCAUUAUAAAAAAGGAUUUUGUUUUCAAUACAGUGAUGAGAACCAUGUUUUAGAAGACUUCGAUGAUUUUGUGUGCGAUUAUGAUGGCUCCAUUGAUUACGCGAGGACAGCAGAACGUAUGAUGCGUUGUGAAGGAUUCAAUUCGGAAAUGAAGUUUAUAGUCGCUUGUUUGUAUAUCUUCGAAGACGAUAUAAGACGAAUUUGGCCAUCAGUAUCGAGAAACAUGAACAUAGAUUUGAUUAAAUUUCACGAAUGCCCGCAACUGUAUUAUUGGAUUUGCGUUCUCUCGAAUCAAUUAGACAAAAUACCACUCUGGAUUGGUUGGAUUGGUGAAACUGUUGACGAAACUAUGUUUUUUCAUUAUAUGCGUUAUAAUAGACCUUCGAUGGUGUAUUUUUGGAAUCUUAUACCUCCCGAAAACCAAAUGCGAAAAGUUGUUCACUACAUAAAGGGUUAUAAUUUGGUUAGAUUCAUUUUACCAAAACUGGAUGAUGAGCAGCUCGAUAAAUUCGUAAAUUAUGAGUAUGAAGAUGGUGAUGAAUUGUGUGACACAUUUGUACGACUACAUUGCGAUGAAUGGGUCGUCCUGAGAACUUGGUUCCACAUCAGGAACAUUUUAAAGAAAAGUAAUUAUACAAAUUUGAUCGUUCGUAUGCUUGAAAUUGAGGAUAACUAUUAUAGAGAUGAGUUCUAUGAACAGGAAAAAUGGGAAUAUUUGUGUUGUCAGAUAUGGAACCAUUCGCUUCCUACUUUAAAACCAUCGGUGAUUAGAGUUAUCUCAUCUGAUAGUAGCUGGUUGGAAGAUUUUCGUCAGAUUAACGUCGAGUUGCUAUUGACUAUUCUACAAGAUGCAUCUUUGGAAGAACGAAACUUAUUCUUGCGUAACUGCUGGAGUGGGUUAACUAAACGAGUUCGAAGAAAAAAUUUGCAACGAGUAAUAGAAUUGUGCCUUGAGAACGCAGAUGAGAUUAAUCAGUUCAAGCAAAGCGUAAUGAUUAACAGCAGAGAUACCCUUCAAUACUGUGUGACCUUGUUGCAAGAUUCGUGUUUCGAAGAAUUGAAUGCCUUUGCAAGUUUCUGUUGUGCCGAAUUGCCAGCAGCGAGAAAUCUUAAACAACAAAUACUGCAGUCGGCUUUUCUCGCUGAAUAUUGCAAACUUACUCCUGACAAUAUCCGUCGAGUCAGAGACCUCGAUGAAUUCGUUAAUGAUGCUUUCGACAACGUUGAUGUAUGCACUGACUUUAAGAAUGUGCUGAUUUCGGCCUCUUCAUUUAUGAUACAUUUAUGACGCUUGGUUUCUUUUGAACGUGUUUCUUCGGAAAUGAUCGUCAAAUUUAUUACUACCCUGUUUUCUACGGAAGAAACAGUUGUAAUGCAGGUCAAAAAGAGUUUGAUUGAUUCGUUCAAAGGGCGUUUCAUGGAUGUUGCACGUAUGCCUCUUUAUCUCGAUCAUCUAUUUAAUGACCCUCAGAUCAAAGGGACCUUAUUAUGGUGCGUGGGAAGUAACGAAGGAGUUGAAGAAGUCAAACUAUACUGCACUUCGCAGUAGAACCAUGGCUGUAAAAAUCAAACCGGGGUAUUUUUGAUUUUUUAUUCUAAAUCUAAUUAUAGUUAUGUUAGGUUUUCUAUGUAUUUUUUAUUGUUUUAAUUUACAAUUUACUUACUCGUAUCUCGUAUAUUUUGGUUGUGUUGUGAAGUCAAAUAAUUCGGUAUUAGGUAGGUACCUAGGAUUGAAAUUUUUUAGGGAAUUUUUCAAUUUUUUUGAUUAUCUAAUUACUUAUUCAUUUGUUUUUCGAUUCUUCGAAUAAUUUUCAACGCUGCCUUCUUGGAGAUUUUAUUGAUUCUCAAUUCGUUUUCAUUAUUUUUUUACGCGAUUUUUUUUGUCACAUCGUCUUUUGGAGGAAUGGGGUGCCUAUGUUGGAAAUUUUCAUGAGAUUGUCGAAGAUGUGAAAGAUUUUUAGUGAUACUGUAAGUUGAAGCACCUUUUGCUUGUAUCUGCGAGUUUCAGCUAGUUGAUGAUUUUUAAGAGAAAGUCAGCAAGCAUGCUGAGUGAUUAAUUCGAGUUCUUUUAAUGUAUUCAAGAAGUUUUGCAUAAUUUUAAAUGCUUGUCUCAUGUUUGUUUUUGAAGUAAAAUUUUAUUUUGAUGAAGAUUUGAAUUUUUUUGUUUUUUUGAAUAAUCUGUUAGGUAGGUACCUACUGCUGUUCAAUUUCGAACAAAUUUUCAAAAUUUUUGUUGUUUUUUUUACGAUCUUUUUCACAAUAAGUACGUGUGUUUCAGUAAGUUUUUGGUCAUUUUUUUAGAUUUUUGCCUAAUUUAUU